Molecule: messenger RNA, 4656 nt
Organism: Ctenopharyngodon idella (grass carp)
Lineage: Eukaryota; Metazoa; Chordata; Actinopteri; Cypriniformes; Xenocyprididae
Gene: eva1aa
Product: protein eva-1 homolog A
Exons: 8
Coding region: 108-1517 (469 amino acids)
Molecular function (GO): carbohydrate binding
Source: RefSeq, a predicted model, not a curated record
UCAGACUCUCUCUCUCUCUCUCUCUCCUGUGUCUCCAGACUGAAGUCAUGGAAUCAGACAUCACUUCAUGUCCUGCAGUCUGAUCCUCUCAGGAAUCCUCGGAUCUGAUGGGACAUUUAAGGAUGUUUUUCCCUGAUGUCUCAUAUUCACUGCUGUUGUUGGGAAUCUCGUGUCUGACUGGCUUCACUAAGACUUCACAGGAGUUCUCAGGUUAUCUGUCCCGUGUGCUGAGGAAUUACACCGAACAGGCGUGUGACGGAGAAUUCCUGACUGUCCGCUGCCCGCCCAGAACCUCCAUCACCGUCCAAUCGGCUUUCUACGGCGGACAAGACCCCACCCACUCACUUCAGUGCCCAUCCACUUAUAGCAGUGCUGGAACACACUCAGUGAAUGACAUCACUUCCUGUCAUGUGUCAACAUCUUUGCAGAAGAUGUUGGAUGAAUGUGAGGACAGGCGGAGAUGUCAGGUUCUUGUCAACAGUCGUUUGUUUGGGACGGACCCCUGCCCGACCAUCAGCAAAUACCUCAGUGUGCAGUACAAGUGCAGGCCGAAUGAGUAUAAGAGUAAAGUGGUGUGUGAAGGGGAGCGGUUGCGCUUGGGCUGUAAGACGGGGAUGCAAAUCGCGGUUUAUUCCGCCAUGUUUGGCCGCACGCAGCAGGGCACACUGGAGUGUCCUCCACACCACCGGAGAGCGCCGUCUGUCGACUGCUCGUCAGACGUGGCUCUGCAGGUGAUGACAUCACGUUGCCAGGGGAAACGUUCCUGUGUGGUCCGCGCCUCUGUACAAGAGUUUGGAGACCCCUGUUACCGUGGCACUCGCAAAUACCUCAGCGUGAUCCACACCUGUGUGCCAAAGAAACUCGUGCAGGAGUCGAUUUCCAGGCAUCCGUCGUUCCCCUCUCCCCCAUCAGUGCCUCAUGACCCCAACGUGGUGGGAGACAGCGCCCCUCCGGACGGGACCCCGUCUCUGACCUCUGACUCCGCGCCAGGGAAGUCGACGCGAGGCCGGAGUUCUGGUCCUUAUUCAGAACAGACGGAUCGGUCUGGAAAAAGCGAUCCGAACCCAACCAUCUCCACCGUAAUCAGACCAGCCAUGGCUCUCAUCAGCAGCAUGCUGACGGCCUACACCUACAUCACAGAGCACCCGGAGCGAUGUGCGCUGUAUUUCAUGUGCGGUGUGUGUGCCGGUCUGUUCCUCACGCUCUUCGCGCUGGUGGUUCAGAUUUCCUGCCGUAUGGACUGUAAACGGCGUCACGGCGUCGCUAAGAAGCGGCCAAGACCCACGGACUCUGACAGCGACACCAGUGACUCUGAUUCUGACUGGGACUCGAGCUCAGACCUCUCGGUCCGCCGGCACCGGCGCUUCGAGCGCACGCUCAACACCAACAUCUUCACAUCGGCGGAGGAGCUGGAGCGAGCGCAGCGGCUGGAAGAGAGAGAGCGAAUCAUACGGGAAAUCUGGAUGAACGGACAGCCGGACGUCCCAGGAACGCGUAGCCUGAAUCGCUACUAUUAGAGCGCCGCCUCUGAUCGGACACAUCCAGAUGGGAAGCUAACAGGAGUUUCCUGAACGCUAAAGUGUUUGCCACGUGUGGCAUUAAACUGCGCAUUUCCUUUGCAGUGGAAAUAAGCUUUAGGUUGCGGCGUGCUUUAUCCGUAACCUUCCGUAUGCAGAGGUGAAUGCUGCAUUUCCACCAGUGGGAUGUGGAAAUAUUCCUACUUGAUGUCCGACAUCUUGCAGUUGUGAAUUUACGCAAGUUGGAAGUUUCGUUCCACUGAACUUCGAAGUAGAAAGUUGGACAUUCCAAUUUUUAGCAUUGAAUGGAACGCAGGAUGCGGCUGAAGCUAAGGCUCAUGGGAGAUGUAGUUCAUUUGAAACUGGCUCUAGGAGUCUAUAGGCAGCUCUGAGAGGUGUGAUAAGCUCUAAGCACUGUGAUUGGUCCAUCACUCUGCCUGUCAAACAGUGAGGACCGCCGUAUGUAGGGAGAGGUGUCGCCAAAUUAAGUGCCUUCCAGUUUGAUCUGACAAAAUACACAUAUACAGUGGGGCUAGUGUGUUUGGACACUUACAAAUAUCUGAAUGUCAUUGCAUUAGCAAACAAAUAUAACAAACCAGGCUGCAUUUGCAAACAAAUGAUGCUAGAGCUUCACUUUUCUGCGUCAUUGACUUCGCUGUGUCACAAUGCAUUUUUCGGUAACACUUUUCAAUAAGGCUCCAUUAGUUAACAUGAACUAACAAUGAAAUAUAUUUUAAAGCAUUUAUUAAUCUCAGUUAAUGUUAAUUCCGACAUUUACUAAUACAUUAUUGAAAUAAUUUAAUGAAAAUUUUAUUUAAUGAGAAAAAAAUCUGUUAAUAUUAUUUAAUGGAUCUGAGCUAAUAUGAACUAACAAUGAACAAUUUUUUUAAAUUAACGUUAACAAAGAUUAAUAAAUACUGUGACAAAUGGAUUGCACGUUGUUAGUUCAUUUUAGUUAAUGCAUGGGACCUUAUUGUAAAGUGUUACCCAUAUUUCAUUUUUAUCACUAUGUAAUUAAAUUAUUUAUCAUAUUUUUUAUGGUUUGCUUAAAGUCUGCUUAUGCUGUCAUACUUUAAAAUAAAUGCAAGUUUGUUUGAUAUUUUACUAUCAAAUGCAAUGACAUUUGUACAUUUUUAAGGGUGACUUAAGUGUCCAAAUAAUUUUGUGUGUAUAUAUAUAUAUAUAUAUAUAUAUAUAUAUAUAUAUAUACAUAUACACAUCUCAGCCUUAUUGAAAUCUAUUUUAUAUUUAAAAAGUUUUUGAUACCACUAUUUUUUUGGAUGAAUUAUUUUUAUACUGAUUGCUCAGGGAUGCAAUCCAAGUGUUCUGUGUAUAAUCUUCUAUUCUUAAAGGGGAUGAGAGACAUUGAAAUGUUCCUGCAUAGAUGCAACCGUAGCCUCAAAGAGGUUCUUAUAAGAACGUGACGUGUGCCUUAAACACAGAGCGCAUCUGCCAACACAGUUAAUCACUCGAUGACUAUAUUCAAUGCUUUCUGUGUGUUACAACUGUGGUUAAUGUGUUUCUGUUACAUGUCAUGAGGGCUCAGAAUUCAUGCUGAUGUUACUAAACCAUAAAUAACGUAUUUUACGCUCUUAAAAAUAAAGGUUUUCUAAAGAACAAAAAAAAAAAAAAAAAAAAAAACUACAGGUAAAUAGACUACCAUUUACCUUUCCUUUACUCAACAUGUAUUGCAUUGUGACUUUGAAACGUAAAUUUAUACGUAAAUUAGGCAACAUCCCUCUGGUGCUCUUUGUGUGGCUCUUCGUACUAUAUUUUAGUUUGAUAAUGCUUUUUUUUUUUUUAUAUAUAUAUAUAUAUAUAUUGUAUUUUAGGGGAUUUUAUAGUACUAAAUUAUAUUUAUGGAAUAGUUAUGAUCCAUUUAUUUCCUGUUAAUCGCUUUUUGAGCAAAGACCUGAAAAUGAAAUUUCCAACUAAACUGUCAUAAAUCUGGUUUGGAGACUUUUUAAGUUUGGUAGUUUGGUCUCUUUUUAAAGAAGACGCUUGGCAGAUUAUUGCUGAAGUGAAAAAAGUUUUAAAAAGUGAACUUAAAAAAUAAUUUGAACUGAAAUUUGAACUUAAAAAAACAUUUAUUAUGAAAAAAUACUAAAUAUAAAAAUACUAUUUUUAAUUUUUAUAUAAAAUAUAUAUUUUCCAAAACACGUUUUACUGUAAAACUGAGAGAAAAUCAAAGUCAUAAAUCUAAACAAGUUGUGUUACAAAUUUGAGCUUGACAUCUCAAAAAAUUAGCUUUCAGUAAGAUUUUGUUUGGGCGCAGUACCAAAUGUUUCCACUAGAUGAAAUUUGUUUCCAAUGCACUCAUUUUUGACCAUGAACAAUACAAGUGUGACUAUUUUUUUCAGGGCCAUUUAACCCUUUUUGUAAUCAUUUCCAUGAUUUUUUUGUUUUUCACGUAGCAAGUGCCAAAACCUUUUUGUAAAGUUUUGUAUCAUUCUGAUAAAUUUCUAAAAAAAAAAAAAAAAAAAAAGACCACCAGAGGUUAAUAUUCUCAGAAACUGAAUAUUAUAUCAAAAUUAAUUUGGGCCCCACAUAAAAUGUCAAAAGAAAAUGUGGUCACAAACUCAGCAGGUGGUAAAAAUGUAAUAAAAAUAUUUAAUAAGACAUUUUAUUUAAUUUUUAAGAUAAAAUGGCUUAUAAAGAAUUAGGAAUCUCUAACUAUUAUUAAAACCAAUACAAAGAUCCUAACCAAUGUUUAUGUAAUAGACAAAGCAGAUACAAGUCAUAAAAGUUUGGUAAAGCCUGUAGUCUCCAUCCUCUCACUGAAACCUUUAUUUUUAAGAGCACAUGCCCACACAGCCAUCAUUUUAGAAGUAAUAUGUAAGGUUUUUAUUCUCUUGUCACUCAAACCAAGCCAACACAUGAAGUGACUCAACAUUUGUAUGCAUGUGGAUUGUUUGUUUGCACCUGAGCUCUUAAAUCUUGUAAAGCGGCAGGAUGUUUGUGUUGUAAUCCAUCACAGACUUGUUUGUGUACUGCUGGUGUUUUAUUUUCCAGUAAUAUUUCAGCAUGGCUUUUAUAGGAAUAUCAGCUCAUGGACAGAGCAGGACCUGUGGGAGGUUUUGUUUUGAUUGUAAUGGAGCAUUAAAUAAACUGCAUUGAAUAAACUGAACUUAUAGCGCCA